Molecule: messenger RNA, 1107 nt
Organism: Phaeoacremonium minimum UCRPA7
Lineage: Eukaryota; Fungi; Ascomycota; Sordariomycetes; Togniniales; Togniniaceae
Product: putative gpi anchored dioxygenase protein
Exons: 2
Coding region: 1-1107 (368 amino acids)
Molecular function (GO): oxidoreductase activity, acting on single donors with incorporation of molecular oxygen, incorporation of two atoms of oxygen; ferric iron binding
Source: RefSeq, a predicted model, not a curated record
AUGCACUUCAAAUCUGGUCUCUUGGCUCUUGCGGCCGCUUCAACUCUCGUUUGCGCGCAUCCGGGCGAGAAGAUCGACAAGCGUGAGGCUGAGAUCGAGGCAAACUUUCGUCAUGCCGUCGCAGAGCUAAACCAGCGAUCACUGGAGCAGUGCAGUGGCUCCGACGAUGUAAGAAUGCGUAAAGAACGGGCAAUGAAACGUCGCUUCGAAACCUUCAAGAGACUUCGGGAGGAGCGAGGCGUCUCUGAUUUGAACUAUGUUCAUCGCCGAACGAAUGCCCAGUUCUCCAAAUGGGCAUCACAAGCGCAUGAUAGGACUGCCCAGCUGAAAUACACCAAGGACACACCCGUCGAAACCAUCUUUGGCGCGAACACAUCUUGCAUUUUUACCCCUGACAAUGCAAACGGCCCCUAUUAUGUUGCCGGCGAGCACAUCCGCAGCAACGUCGUCGAGGAUGUUAAGGGGGUUCCGGUGCACCUGGAGAUGCAAUUCGUGGACACCAAGACCUGCAAGCCAGCUCCGCAGCUAGUAGUGGACAUCUGGUCUUGUAAUGCAACGGGCGUGUACAGUGGCGUCAGUGCCGCAGGAGAGGGUGGCUUGAAGACCACUUACCUGCGCGGCGUGCAGCUCACUGACAAGGAUGGGGUUGUCUCUUUCGAUACUAUUUUCCCUGGUCACUACCAAGGGCGAGCAAAUCAUCAGCACGUGGUAGUCCAUACAGGUUCAACAAUUUUGCCAAACAAUACCUACACUGGCGGCCAUGUAGCUCAUUUGUCCCAAUUCUUCUACGACCAGGCUCUUCUAAACACAGUCGAGGCAAGCGCACCAUACAACACCAAUAGGAUCCCGAAGACGAGCAAUGCUGCCGACAUGUUCACCGGAUAUGCUGCCACGGAGAAGUAUGACCCGUUUCCUGAAUACGUCAUGCUUGGAAAGACGCUUCAAGAUGGACUCUUCCUGUGGUUAGAGAUUGGUAUUGAUACAACGGCAAACUGGGAUACAUAUGCUCCCGUAGCAGCUUACUUCAGGGAAGGUGGUGGUGUCGACAACCCCGACUUUCAAAGGCUUCAGAUGAUCACGGGCUCGCCACCACCCACUCACGGCUGA